AUGAGUUCCUGGCAGGCAAUCGCGAAAAGCAAACAGGAGUCGCUGAGAGCUGCCAUUCCUUCCGAAUGGAUCAUUCCUCCUCAUCUUCUUCCUCCAGACCAUCAAACAGACGUCACAUCGUUCCCACGACAGUCCGGAUGGUUCACUAACAGAGAGCUCGAGAUCCUGUCCACCACGGCGCCUAGGAUCCUGGCCCAUUUGGAAACCGGGUCAUGGACAUCAGAGGAGGUGACGAAGGUAUUCUGUAAGGCCGCUGCCGCGGCUCACCAAUUGACAAAUUGCCUCUCCGAGAUCCUCUUUGACGAAGCCAUCGCUCGAGCCAAGGAACUGGACCAGCACUUGCAAAAGACAGGCAAGCCAAAAGGCCCAUUCCAUGGUCUCCCCAUCUCCCUCAAAGACAACUUCAACAUCAUCGGCAAAGACUCCACGGUGGGCUUCACAUCGCUCGUCAACGAUCCCGCCACGUACAACAGCACCCUCACAGAUCUCCUCCUGCAAAAUGGAGCAGUGCUGUAUGUGAAGACCAACGUGCCCACCGCGAUGAUGAUCGCCGAGACGGUCAACAACGUCUUCGGCCGGACCGUGAACCCCCUCAAUCGGAAGCUGACAUCCGGUGGCUCGUCCGGGGGUGAAUCGGCGCUUAUCUCAUUCGGGGCGAGUCGCAUCGGCGUUGGGACUGACAUUGGUGGCUCGCUCCGUAUCCCCGCCGCUUGUACAGGUAUCUUCACACUGCGGCCUUCCUUCGGACGAUUCCCGAACUUCCAGACUCGAUCGGGACUGGCGGGUCAAGAAGCCGUGAACAGUGUCAAUGGGCCCAUGGCGUCGACAUUGGAGGAAAUCACCUUCUACUCCAAGACCGUCAUCGACCAGGAGCCUUGGGUCAACGACCCGAAGUGUCUUCCUAUCCCGUGGCGUCCGGCUGAGCCCAAGCACCGACUCAAACUGGCUGUCAUGUGGAACGAUGGCAUCGUCACCCCCACGCCGCCCGUAACUCGUGCACUGAAAGAAACGGAAGCGCGGGAGCUUCUGCAUCGCAAGUUCAUCGCCGACGGUGGCAAGUCCGUGCGUGGGCUACUGGCGCCGACGGGGGAGCCGUUCCGAGAGGAGAUGCGAGAUUAUGAGAAGGCGACGGAGCUUGGGGUCCAUGAAAUGUGGCAGAUUCAUCUUGAGCGGAAUACUCUGCAGAAAGACUAUCUUCAUCGAUGGAAUGCCAGCGGAAUUGAUGGAAUUCUCUGCCCAACAACCCCAUACAGCUCCGUGGAGCACGGUAAGUUUGCGUACGUGGGAUACACUGGUGUAUUCAAUAUCCUGGACUACUCUGCUGCGUCCUUCCCUUGCGGCGUGAAGGCCAGUAAGGCUUUGGAUGCGUCGUAUCACGGCCACCAGGCAUUGAGUGAUGUAGAUGCCAGGGUACAGCAUGAUUAUAACGCUUCCGCAGUUGACGGGAUGCCGGUCAGUCUGCAGUUAGUCGCACGGCGACUGGAGGAAGAAAAAGUCCUGAUGAUGACGGGAGUGGUACUCCAAGCCGUAUCCACCGGCUGGAAGUCCAAACUAUGA
Messenger RNA from Aspergillus bombycis, 1557 nucleotides. RefSeq names its product acetamidase. The transcript is spliced from 6 exons. The record is from RefSeq and is a predicted model, not a curated record. NCBI's taxonomy places the organism in Eukaryota, Fungi, Ascomycota, Eurotiomycetes, Eurotiales, Aspergillaceae. Bases 1 to 1557 code for a protein of 518 amino acids.